AUGCUCUCGUGCGACACGCAACUAUCGCAGGACACUUUGCGGGCGGAUGACUCGGGGGACUCGUUCAAGUUCUCCAUGGAGCUCGGGUCGUUCACGUUCGCCCCCGCGUCCGCCGUCCGUGGCGACAGCAUUUCUGUCGAUGACUACCUGCCCAUCCCGGAUCAUUCUUGUCGACGGCACCGGUUGGCCACCAACGACGGAGAAGCCAUGGGCGUUCCCGUCCACCUGGCCAAGAAGAACGGCAGGUGGAGGGUCGGCCGGGGAUGGAUGUGCACCUUGGGACGAAGUCCCAAGGUGGCGCGAGGGUGGAGGGUGCAACUGCCGUGGGACUCCCACGGGAAGACCCUGAAGGCAGCGUCGUUGCAGCUCCGGGACAGCAGCGUGGUGAUGACCACGGAAGACGGCCACGACCACAUCCUGUGGAGCUCUUCGCGCUCACCGCAAAAGUCAAUCGACGGAUACCCUGCGAAUCGGGUUCUCCUUAACACAGGGCUCAAGGUUGGGUUCUCGGCCGGGAUAUCGCCCUGGAGCUGCUUCUGGCAGAAUCAGGUCCAGGGCGACAUCCCGGCCUACCCCACUGACAACACACCGCUCUGGGCCUACCGUCCUACGGGGUCGGUCGGGGGUACUGCCAACGGGGGGCUAGGGUGUGCUGUGGAGGGAUGGUGGGAGAGGGCCACGAACGGUGGCAGAGACAUGGGCGUCCUCGUCCACCUGGCCAUGAAGAACAGCAGGUGGAGGGUCGGCCGGGGUCGGAUGUGCACCUUGGGACAAAGCCCGAGGCCUGCUGGCGGGUGGAGGGUCCACCUUCCGUGGGACUCCCACGGGAAGACCCUGAAGGCGGCGUCGUUGCAGCUCCGCGACGGCAGCGUGGUGAUGUCUACGGAGGACGCCCACAUCCUUUGGAGCUCUUCGCCCUCGCUAUGA
Messenger RNA from Ectocarpus sp. CCAP 1310/34, 927 nucleotides. NCBI's taxonomy places the organism in Eukaryota, Phaeophyceae, Ectocarpales, Ectocarpaceae. The record is from the annotation of a GenBank genome assembly.